UGGAGUUCGUCAGAAGUAAACCUCAGUUGUAAACACGAUGCCAGAAGGACCGGAACUUCAUCUAGCAAGCAGAUUUGUUACUGACAUCGGUCGGAAGUACAUCUUCAAUGGAAAGGUUGAAAAAUCCGCUGUCAGCACAAAAAAUCCCGACGUCGACUGGGAUGCACGUAGUUAUGUAAUUUCGGCACAGUCCAGAGGAAAAGAGGUCAAAUUAACUCUGACAGAAUGGGAGAACCGUGAUGACAAAUCGAAACUUAAUGUUGAAACAAAACCUAAAUGUAUGGAUAUACUCUUUCGGUUUGGUAUGUCAGGGAAAUUCACUUUCACCAAAUGUGAUGAAAAACCCAAACAUGCCCAUUUAAAUUUCUUCACCGCAAAAGACAACAUGGUUCUCAGUUUUGUGGACUAUCGACGAUUCGGUAGAUGGGAGGUGGAUGGGAAUUGGUCCACAGGGAGAGGACCGUGUGUAAUUCAGGAAUAUACAGAAUUCAGGAAUCAUGUUUUAAAGAAUGUGCACAGCUCGGUGUUUAAAAAACCUAUCUGUGAAGUGAUGUUGAAUCAGGCCUACUUCAAUGGAAUUGGCAACUACCUCAGGGCAGAGAUUCUAUACAGGCUGGGAAUUCCACCUUUUGUGAGUGCUGAGUCAGUUCUGGAAAAGCUUGUGACUGACAAUCCAGACGAAGAGAAAAAGGUCAAAGUGAAAUCUGAAGGAGCAGAUUUUCUCCAGCUUUGUAAUUUAGUUCCUUUGGAAGUUGUGAAUUUGGAUGGUACAGGCUAUGAUCCUGACACAGGUACUGGGGACUUGACUGACUUCACCAUGUGGUUACGAUGUUACUACAACACUGAUAUGAAGAACAUGGUUGACCACAAUGGAAGGACCAUCUGGUUUUGUGGAGAGGCUGGACCUUUGAAACCCAAAGACUCGAAAUCCCGAGGGAUAAAAACAAAAACGAAGAAGGUCAAAGCUGCGAAAGAUGAAACUGAUGCAGUGUUUGAGGAUGCUGUUGUCUCAAGACCUAAGAAAAAGAGAGGAAGAGCUACAAUCAAAAGCCCAUCAUCAGACGUCAAACCGAAGACCACCACAAGAAAGUCUCGGAAAGCAGUGGGUAGUGUGAAGGGACGCCUUACCAGGGGGAAACUGAAUGAAGUCAAGGAAAAUGGCAACUUGCCGCAGUUCAGUCAAAAACAGAAUCGCUCAAAAUUAAAAGAACCAAGGACGCCAAAAGUAGCUCGGAGUAACAGACAACUGAAAACUCCUCAAGUUAAGCUGACACCGAGGGUUCCUGCCAAACGUCUGUCUAAGAGUACUGGAACACCUGGCUCGCCGCGAGUCACGAGACGCUCUGCUCGUGUGAAAUCGCAACAGGUCUAUGGGCAGAUCAUCUGUGUUAAGCAAAAGGUAUCCCCGUAGAUACAGACUUAUCCUUGUCAUCAUCAGCUCAUCAUUGAGGAUUGUCACAGAUCACACAAUGUGUUUAUGUUGUUUGUACACUGUUUACCAGUCAGAGAUUCUCAAGGGAUAAGUAGCUUUUCUAUAUAAACUAUCUUUCAGGAAAAAAAAGUCAAGUGGAUAUGUGGACA
Molecule: messenger RNA, 1581 nt
Organism: Liolophura sinensis
Lineage: Eukaryota; Metazoa; Mollusca; Polyplacophora; Chitonida; Chitonidae
Product: endonuclease 8-like 1
Exons: 8
Coding region: 38-1411 (457 amino acids)
Biological process (GO): base-excision repair
Cellular component (GO): nucleus
Molecular function (GO): DNA N-glycosylase activity; DNA-(apurinic or apyrimidinic site) endonuclease activity; nucleic acid binding
Source: RefSeq, a predicted model, not a curated record